CUCAUGAUCCUCGAUUUCCCCCCCCCCCCACCCGCCAUGGCACCCGCCCUCCCGCGCAUAGUCCUGUACCAGCAAACGCACCACCAUCCAGGCACCUCCACCCCCGUGCGGCUCACGCACCUACUGACGCAAGUGCCCGCGCACAUCCACGCGCACCUCGUCGUAAUCGUUGGCGCAGUGCACCUGAACGCCGCAACCCCCACCGUCGCCGCACACAUAACGCUUAACGACUCCGCGCCGACGGCGACAAAGUUCCGCGAGCUCCGCGAUGACAUCGCCGCCUUGCGCCGCGCGGGCGUCACCGUGCUCGUCAUGCUGGGCGGCGCGGCGGGGGGGAGUUUUACUGUUCUCGACGGCGGGGCGGUGGAGGAGGAGGGGGAGGGGGGGGCUGUGGAGGGGUACUACUACGCUCUGCUGCACGCGUUUCUAGUCUCGUGGGAGCUGGACGGGAUCGAUCUCGACGUGGAGGAGGAUAUGUCGCUUCCGGGGAUAAUCCGGCUGAUCACGCGGCUACGGCGGGAUUUCCCGGCGUACAUUAUCACUUUGGCGCCCGUGGCUACGGCAUUGUCCGGCGGACGGCAUAUCAGCGGCUUUGACUACUGUGCUAUGCGCGCAGCGGUGGGCGCGGAGGUGGCGUGGUACAACGCGCAGUUUUAUUGCGGUUGGGGGGACGUGAGGGAUACGAAUGCGGUCGUGCGCAUGUGGGAUCACGGCUGGGAUCCCGUGGAUGUGGUGCUGGGCACGGUUACUAAUCCCGUUAAUGCCGGCGGGUGGGUGGGGACGGAGGAGGUGGGGGGGGCGGUAAAGGCGCUGGGGGAGUACGGUGGGGGCGGCGUGGCGGGCUGGGAGUACUUUAAUGCGCUGCCUGGCGGGACGGAGAGGCCGUGGGUGUGGGUGCUGGAGAUGGCGGAGGCGUUGGGGUUGAGGCCGGUAAUGGGGGAGGUGGAGGAUGAGAGAGAGGGAGAGAGACAGAGGGAUAGAGAGGUGGAGGAGAUGAUUAGGCGGGGAAGGUCGUCGGAUGGGGCGGACGUGGUGGAGAGAGACAGAGAGGUCGAGGAGAGGCCGGGCAGGUUGGGGAGGUAUCGGGACACGUCGUAAAGUAUCAGGGUGGAGAAGUGAGGUAGAUAACCUCCCCGGUUUGAUCACGCCGGCCAUUCAGUCAGCCAGCCAUUCACUGAUAGCGAGUUAUUUCACGGCAAUAGAAACGAAUUUGAUGAGCAGCGAAACUUUUAUGCACACAAUGCACGCAGACCAGAUAGUAGUACAGCGCUAACCAAAACUCCCAACCAUCUCAGACCGAUAUGGUACA
Molecule: messenger RNA, 1309 nt
Organism: Tricharina praecox
Lineage: Eukaryota; Fungi; Ascomycota; Pezizomycetes; Pezizales; Pyronemataceae
Product: alkaline phosphatase
Exons: 1
Coding region: 4-1098 (364 amino acids)
Source: RefSeq, a predicted model, not a curated record